UUUGGCUAUUAUUCUACGUUUAGAAUCUCCGAUCUUUUAAAAUUUCGACUUACCCGCCUUUUUAAUAACUCUUACGUUUCUGCUCUAUUUUCACUUAAUAUAUCGUAUAUUUUAACGUAUUUAGAAUAAAAGAAAUAAAAGAUGGAUGUUCGUAUUACAACUUUUACAAAUCCAUUUUCAUUCUUUUGUAUUUUGGACCAGUGUGAUGAAAGCGACAAGUUCAUAACAGAAAUUGCGGAUGAUAUCAAUAUGAUGUCAAGUAGAAAUAACAUAACAACUUUUAAUCAUGGUCAAUAUGUUGCAGUUAUGUGGAAUAACAAGUGGGCUCGGGGAGUCGUUUCACUGGAGUCGCGGCUGCUCAUUUGGUUAAUAGACUAUGGUGUGUUUUUGCGUCCCAGCAAUAAUACAAUUUUUCUAGAUUUACCGUCACAGUUUCGAAAAUUACCUUCAAAAAUAUUUGAGGCCAGCAUUCAUGGUGUGGUACCACUAGAUAAAGUGUUGACUGAGGAAUGCAGAAUAAAAAAUCAGUUGGCAACAUCUUGGACUCCAGGCACUAUUGAACUAGCAAAACAAUUGAUUAUAAAGGCUGCCAAAAUACAUUUUCAGCCUAUUGCUCUUUUGUCCACACAACACAAUGAUGUGGUGAUUGGAAAUCUAUAUUUGGAUAUACCUGAUAAGGGCAUUGUCAAUUUAGUUGAUGAGCUGAAUACAUGGCCUAUAUUUUUGGAAAAAAAUAUAAAACAUUAUGUUGCUAAUCUUUCUAACUUCUAUAUUACUCGUAAAAUCCAUCAUGCUUGUAAGUUGAAGCCAAAUAUAACAUUUAAGUUACCACUUGUAACAUUGCAGUUGAGCCUUGAAAACUAUCUUGAUAUUAUAGAAAACAAAAAGGCAGAUAGUACUUUGAACAAUAUGUCUGUUUUGGAUGACACGAGUACUUUGAUAGAUUUCACAAAACCAGAAAAAUAUAAAAGUAAACAUAAAAUAUCACCUGAAGAUAUACAGAAGUAUGCUAAUAGAUAUAUAUUUAUAAAUGGCAGUGAGCAUAACGUUUUGACAAUAUUAAUAAAUAAGGCCAGAGAUUUAAACAUGUGUGAACGGUACAAGGAUUAUGAUCUCAAGUCUAUUGGAAGAGGAAUAUCAAAUAGAGCAUCAACAUUCGAUAAGCUGUAGCUACUUGACAGACCUUUGUGAAUGACUUAUAUUCUUUUUUGACAAUUUUUUGUUUUGUUUCUGGAAUUUCCACUAUAGAACCUUAUGUUCCCAUAACUUCAAUACUUUCUACACUGAGUUU
Messenger RNA from Danaus plexippus (monarch butterfly), 1291 nucleotides. RefSeq lists its product as uncharacterized. The coding region runs from base 142 to 1170 and encodes 342 amino acids. The record is from RefSeq and is a predicted model, not a curated record. NCBI's taxonomy places the organism in Eukaryota, Metazoa, Arthropoda, Insecta, Lepidoptera, Nymphalidae. The transcript has 5 exons.